AUGAAAUUAAUAAAACUAUUUUCCUCAUUAGGAAAUAUUAUUAUGAUUAGUGGAGUAUUUCUUUUAAUAUUUUCAUUACUACUAUUCAUCAAAAUUAAAUUUCAUUUUGAAAUAAAUCUACACAUAAUCUCAAUACCCCUCUAUUUACUAUUAGUAUUAUCAAUAAUAUCCACAUUUACAACUUUAAAGAAUAUUAUAAAUUGGAAACCUUUGUGGUGUAUCUAUAUUGCGGUAUGGUUUAUUUUUUUAACAAUUACAAAUGAAUCUGUUCAAAGAAAAUGGGAAUUCAAUAAAUAUUUUAAAGGAUUUAUUGCUAUUCAAUCAACUAUUCUAUUUGCUCUAUUUAUGUUGGGUUUAAAAGAUCUAAUAUUAUUUAUUGGAAAGAUUAAAUAUGGUUUUAAUAUUAGAUAUGUAAAAUACAUAUUUACAGUUUUAAUAUCAGUAAUUAAAAUACCUGCAAUUAUUUUAUUCUGCUUAAAUUGGGUACCAUCAGAAAGUAAAGGUGAAUACUACUUUUCAUAUAGUCUACUAGGAUGCAUGUCUUCUUUUUUUGUUGCUGAUAUAAUUACAAUUGGUUUUUGUAUUUCAUACAUGUCAUAUUCUUUUUUUAAAAUAUUUACAAACCAAGCUGAUUUAUAUCCGAUUAUGGGUUUUCCGAUGAUUAUAAUAAUAAUCAUUUCUAUUACAUCUAUUAUAUUUAAAAUAUUUGUUUCUCUAAUCAUAGAUUAUAAACAUUCUCUUAAUCUAUAUCUUUUAUUUUCACCAAUAGUGUUCGGUGAAUCUUUAAUUAUUUUGCUAGGAUAUAGUUUAAAAAAGUCAGGUUAUACACUAUCAAAUAUUUUCCCAAAUAGAGAAGAAAACAUACCAAUAAUCAAUUACAUAAUUUAA
This is a messenger RNA of Dictyostelium purpureum, 888 nucleotides long. RefSeq lists its product as uncharacterized. The transcript has 2 exons. The record is from RefSeq and is a predicted model, not a curated record. NCBI's taxonomy places the organism in Eukaryota, Evosea, Eumycetozoa, Dictyosteliales, Dictyosteliaceae. Bases 1 to 888 code for a protein of 295 amino acids.